Messenger RNA from Mesoplodon densirostris (Blainville's beaked whale), 5093 nucleotides. RefSeq names its product protein SPATA31F1-like. NCBI's taxonomy places the organism in Eukaryota, Metazoa, Chordata, Mammalia, Artiodactyla, Ziphiidae. The record is from RefSeq and is a predicted model, not a curated record.
AUGUUGAGGCCUACCUUUAUUCUGUGGGAUGUUGGAUAUCCUCUUUACAUUUAUGGCUGCAUCAUCAUUAUUGCAUUAAUUAUUUGGCAAGUGAGAAAGAAUCACCAAGAUUUAAGAUUGGGACCUAACAGGAGCUGCUGCUGGCGUCACUGGAGCGUCAAACAAAGGGCUAAAGAUAAAACAUCAAGAGCUAGGAGACUUUCCCGGGAAGAAGCUGAGAAGCCAUGGGAGCUGCUGUCUGUCAUGAGAAGGCAGGACUGGCUUCCUCAGGAGGGGAGCGUGCGGCAGAUCCUGUGUGCAGAUCCCUGCUGCCAAACCUGCAACACUGUGGCUCUGGAGAUUCAGCAGGCGGUGGUUCUCUUCAAGGAACUCUCCUUCCUCCCUCUGCCGCCUAAAACUCCACCCCAGUCAGCUCCACCCUCUUUUCUGUCUUCUCAGAAUUGGGUUGCUCCAUCUGACCACCAACAAGCUCAGAUCAGUGUCCCAUUUCUGACCCUGGAUGAGUGUGAAGCCUUGGAGUGGUACCUGCUGCAGAGGCAGCUCCAGCUUCAGUGGGACUGGCCACAUGUUUCCCAGAGAGAUCAACACACCCAGAGCCCUGUGCAGUAUAAGCCCUGUGACAAAGCCCAGUCUUUUGAGACUGUGAAAACUUCCUGGCCAGGGCAUCCCAUCUCAGUCCUCACAAGAGAGCCAUUCUUCCCGCAGCAGCAUGCCAGGAGGCAGCUGGAAUUCCACCUCCAGAGACAGUUGAUUCACCACCGCUGGGGCCUGCCGCAGAAGAUCCAACAGUCCAUUCAAUUGUUCCUGUCCCCCACUAACCAGCAGACUAUGUCCCGGAGCAGCACAUCCCUAGACAGUGUGAAUGGUCCCCGGCCUACAUCUCUAGAGGCCACUGGGGCUGAUGACCCAUUCUCACCCAUUGUGGACCCAGUGACAGUCCCCAUGCCACACUUGUUUGACCAGACCAAGGCAAUAUUGCAGAGCCAUAUCGACUCCAAAUGUGGGCAGAUUCACCAGGGCAACAUCCCUGCCUGUGUAUAUAGCUCUUGGGAGUGCAUAAUUCCUGGGGGCCUGGAAGUGGCUCCCUUCACCUGCAUCCCAGAAAACAAGCCCCUGGAACUACAGGCAGCAAGUGACUCGGACCUACAACAGAAAAUUACACCCUGGAUGCCAGCGGCCCUUGAUCAGCAGCAACAAACCUCACCAGACGCUGUCAUUGAACGUCCUAAGCUGCUCCAAGCCCUGUCCGAGGGAGCCAUUGAGAAACUGGAGACAACUUUACAGCACAAGUGUCUGGCCUUCUUGUUAGGGCUGCCGGCUCUUCAUUAUGUGGCUCUCUCUAGGGUCGUGGCCCCAGCAGUCACUUCCCAAGCUAUGAUCACAGAGAUGGUACCUAGGCCUAUCAAAUUCCCAACAGAACCUCUGACUCAGAUGACCUCACCUGAAGAGCAGGGUCUAAGUCCUGGGUCAGGCUUUCAAGAUGCCAACAAGGCUUGUGCAGACAUUGCAGAUGAAUUCCAGGCUGAAGUGCAGGUGGAAGAAGUAAUUGAGAUGGUGCCUCUAGAAAGUCAGACAGAGCCUGCGAGGCCCUCCUCACUUGGAGAACACAUCUUGGCCAAACUAAAUUUCCAUCUGAGAAAGAAGAGGCUAGAGAUACAACUGGGAAUUCCCAUAAAGGCAAGGAAGUCCAGGAAACAACUUGUAGCAACCUCAGAGAACAUAUGCACACAGGAGUCUCUACAGGAGUCUCUUGGGAGUCUAAACAACCAAGGAAACACACUGCUCCAGGAACUCCCCAUCCCAUGAGAUAUGCCACGUGCCCCAGAUCCAGAAUGCCUCUAUCUCAAAGAACAGCUGGCCACUGAGUUGAAGGCAGUGUAUCAGAAACAGAAGCAACCCAGUUCCAGUGCAGUAUCCCAUGGUUCUGUCCACUGGGCCUCCAAUAUCUCGCAACCCAGUGGGGACCCGACAGAGGCCCAGGUGCUUUGUCGUCAGCUGGAGGCCAGUGUGAACAACCGCAGCCUGAAGGAGCCCUGGAGCCCUGAGCCCCAAAGCCCUGACAAGAGCAAGGACUUAGCCCAAGUACCCACACUGGCAGAAAAGAGAGAGGAACCAGGCAAACCCAAAUCGGCCGGGGACCACAGAGAAGGGGAUGCCGGGUUUGCAGUCUCCUCCACAAGAAAGAAAAGCCACUUUGCUGAAACCGAGAGGCCAGAAGGGAUGCUUCUGAAUGGGACACCCUGCAGCCCCUGGCGACGGAGACAUCGCUUUCACCCUGGUGCUCCCUGUCAACACAGUCCCCAGCAUCGCCCUCAGCUUAAACUCCCAGAGCUACCUCCUGGAGUCCCUGGGGGGAAAGACUCUGAGAAGAAUGACCUGCAAGACAGUCAAGCCAAGCUCAAUGUCAUCCUCAAACCAGCAAGGGUUCCUGAGAAUGCCCAGCCUGUGGUGCCUCAGGUGUCACAGGGCCAGCCUUUCCUGGGCCAACUCACUCCGGGUAAGCCGUUGCAGGGCCAAACUUUACAAGGUCAGGUUUUUCAGGGGCAGGUGAUGCAAGGCCGUACUCAAAAGAGGCCCAGCUUUUCAGAAUCUGGCUGGAGAAAUAAGAUGAAAUCUUUUCUGCACUUUAUUAACCCCAAGACAAAAGGCAAAGGGCAUGAGGAGUCCAUGUCCUCCACAUCUGAGAAAGUGGCCAAUACCAGAAAAGAAAAUGUGGAAAAGAGCCUGGCUUCAGCCAGAAGUCCCAAAGGGCAAACUAAGAUGGAGAAGACAAGAGGGGACCCUAAGGCCCAGUUUCUGCCCACUGAGAAGCAGGUGGGCUUGGCGUUCUUGGAUGUGCCCCACUCCCCAGACAGUAAGCUCUGGCACCGCCCCUGCUCCCAUCAACUCCACUCUGCCUCAGUCCUGGGCAUCCCCUGCCGCUGCCCUCGGCACCACUGUCCUCGAGUGGCUUGUGUCACCCAACCAGGGAACCCACCCUAAUUCCCAACUCUCACCUCGGAGGGAAGCACUGGUCUGCUCAAGAAGACCCAGCUCAGUCAAGAGACUUUGUAGUCUAUCCAACGUCAGCAUUCCUUGAAGAGGACUGCUACUGUCAUUUUCAUUGAUGUGCAGGUGGACAGAGGUGCCACCCAAAAUACACUGUAUAUCUCUAAGCAGAGAGGUGUCUGUCUGCUCCUUCUCUCCACUGCGGUGUGUUCAGGGAAGGCAUAAGGGAGGUAAAUGUCCUUCCUAUCUGGGGAAGGGGCUUUAACCCACACUUAAGCUGGGUAGCAUUCCACCCCACCCCCACCCUGGACUACGGGUAAAGGGACUUGAACAGAGAAGGAAGGCCCUUGUCUAAGGUACAUUGAAGGUAGAGGUCAGGCUUGAAUUUUAUCAUGGUGUCCUUCGGCCCAGUGGAGCAAUGUGGACAUGAGGCUAGAACUGUCAAGGAGGAGUGGCCAGGAAUCUCACAGGCAAAAUUCACUGAUGACUUCUAUAUGUGCCCACACUCUGGAAGGGAGGUUUUUAGGAGAGUGCCAGUGUUCCAGCCUUGAGCAGGUGCUAUGUGUUUAUCAACAGCAUAUAGGUAAUAUGACAACAGUCAAAAGCAAAUGAUAGAGUCUCCCCUCUCUGCUCCCUGUUGGUUAUUGGUUAGAUAUUUCUGGAGAACUCACUUGGGAGGCUGCUGUAGCCCUCUUGCCUCUAUCCCACCUCCACUGUCUUAUCAGCUGCAUGGACUGAAUGACACUGGGAAUGAAGAUCCCAGUAGAACAUGGAGAGGGGCUGGUCCCCACUCCCAAGGGUAGGCAGGGAGAGAAGCAGGGAGGGAGAGCAUGUAGAUGGAGGUCUGAAUAUCUGGGGUAGAAGUUGACAUGUUCCUGAAGAGGGCAUGAUAAGAGAAAAGGCUAGUUAGCUGUGCACUCUAAAGAGCCUUGAGCCAGGAAGCCAACCCAAUACCCAAGUGCUUUUAGGGGAUGGAGAUGAAUAAACUGAGUUUUGGUUUGUUGUCCAUAGUGUGAUGAAGAGCAGUGAGUUGAGCCUUGUUUUCAAAGGCAAUGCAUAUUAAUUUACAAUUUCUGAAUACUCACCCUCAACCCCACAAAACUGUUUUCCAGUGUCAGGGAUUGGUAUAACUAUAAAUCUGUGUUUUUGCUCAGCUCAAACAUGAAGUCAAUGACUGUGUUCUAAUCUUGAUAUAUCUCAACUUUGCCCCCUUUUUUCUGUGUUUACUGCCUCUGCUUGUUAGAUUAUACUCAUCCAUUCUUGCCUAAAUAAUACAAUAGUGUCUCAUAUCCCCAGGGCUUAGGAUAGUGGUGGCAUAAUAAUACCUUAAUAGUACUUGAAUUGAAAGUCUGGGCUUAGGAGGCAGACAAAUCAUUACAUUAGUGUGAUGAGUGCUAUGGAAUAGGGAAUGCUGACACACGAUUACUGGGUACUCAGCUCAUGAGGACCUCAGGUCACAAUAAAAACAACCUUGAUUAUGCUGUACACCUUAAACUUAUACAGUGCUGUAUGUCAAUUAUAUUUCAAAACUGGACAAAAAAGAAUUUAAAAAAUCAUUUUGAGAAAUAUCUUAACACUCAGUUAAAAUAUUUACUUACUAUAUGCAAGGGGCCAUAGCUAACGUGACAAAGACACAGGACUUGCACAAUGGAGCUCAUGAUUGCAUGGGAUAGUCUCACAUGCCCAAAUUGUCUAAUCAACACAUAUACUUGAAUGUCCAAUAUUCACCUCAAACUAUAGAACAAAGAACUCCUGAUUCCCUGCUCCAAGCCAUCAUCUAAUGACACAUAUGAAACAUUCUCCAAUCACAGUAUUCACAACAUCACUUAAUGGCAGCUCCAUCUUUCUAGCUGUUCAGGACAAAAACAUUGGUGUCAUUCUUGACAUUGUUUCCCUAACUGUCCAUAUCCAGUCCAUCCUGUUGUCUCUACCUUCUGAAAUGAAUUCAGAACAUGACGACGUCUCUCACUCACUCUGCUGCUAUGAUUACUGCAGUAGCAUCAUAACUAAUCUCCCAGCUUCUGCCUGAGACCAUACUUCCAACAGUCUAUUCUCAGCACAGAAAUUUGAUGGUCCUCAGGGAAGGUCCUGGCUGUAGAAGACUA